AUGGCUCGUCAAGACCACCACAGUUCAUCAUUUGAGCAGAGUUACCGCUGCUACCCUGUCUCUUUCAUUGAUAAGGCACAUCUGGAAAAGGGGGAUAAGAUUAUUAUGCCUCCCUCUGCUCUUGAUCGCCUUGCAACCUUGCACAUUGACUAUCCAAUGCUCUUUGAGCUCUGUAAUCCUUCUGCUGGGCGAACUAGUCAUUGUGGGGUUCUAGAAUUUAUUGCAGAUGAGGGCAUGAUAUAUUUGCCCUAUUGGAUGAUGGAAAACAUGCUGUUACAAGAGGGGGACAUUGUGCAAUUAAGAAAUACCAGCCUGGCAAAGGGAACUUUUGUGAAGCUGCAGCCCCAUACCAAGGACUUCUUAGAUAUCUCUAAUCCCAAAGCAAUCUUGGAAACUUCACUGAGGAACUACUCUUGUUUGACCACUGGAGAUACAAUAAUGGUUGCUUAUAACAACAAGAAGUACUACAUUGAUAUAGUCGAAGCAAAACCCUCUUCUGCAAUUAGUAUCAUUGAAACAGACUGUGAAGUGGAUUUUGCCCCACCUCUGGAUUAUAAAGAACCUGAAAAACCAACAUCAUUUCCUCGAUCAAAGAAGACACCUCCUGAAGGUAUAGAAGAACCAGCUGCAAAGAUGCCAAAGUUCAGUGCAUUUACUGGUUCAGCAAGGCGCUUGGAUGGCAAACCACUAAUGCAACCAGCUACAUCCACUAUCUGUCCUGCGUUGAAACAACGUCAACAAGAGGCUGAGAAAAAUGGCUCCAAGUUAUCAAGCUCCUUAUCACAUCAGCAGUCUGGAAAGCUGGUAUUUGGUUCAAUCCCAACCCAACCCCAAAGUGAGACACCAAAGGUUUCUCCAAAGAAAAGAACUCAGGAGCCUCCCCAGAAGGUGGAAGAACCAAAGUUCAAAGCUUUCACGGGGAAGAAGUAUUCACUAAAAGGCUGA
This is a messenger RNA of Dovyalis caffra, 945 nucleotides long. The record is from the annotation of a GenBank genome assembly. NCBI's taxonomy places the organism in Eukaryota, Viridiplantae, Streptophyta, Magnoliopsida, Malpighiales, Salicaceae.